AUGGAGAAAUCUUACCUGUGUGAAGAGUGUGGGUUCAGGACAGUUUUCCAGUCUUCACUAUCCCGACACAUGAGGAAGCAUACUGGUGUAAAGGCUCACAGGUGUGAAAUUUGCAAUUACCGGACUUCAAGGAGAGACUAUAUGGACCAACAUAUGGCUAAACAUAUGAAGGAAAAACCUUACAAGUGCGAUCAGUGUGACUAUGCUACUAAGAAACGUGUAGAACAGCACAUGGUUAGCCAUGGUGGUACCACUGAAAAACCUUUCAUGUGUGGAAAGUGUGGAUUCAGGACAGCUUUCAAGGCUUCUCUGUUGCGACACAUGAGGAAUCAUACUGGAGAAAAACCUCACAGGUGUGAGCACUGUAAUUUCCGUACUGCGAGGAGAGACUACCUGGACCAACAUAUGAUCAAACAUUCAGGUGAAAAACCUUACAAGUGUGAUCAGUGUGAUUAUUCUGCAGCAUGGAAAAAAUCUCUAGACAGUCACAUGGUUAAACACACUGGUAAGAAACAAAAACCUUACUAG
Branchiostoma floridae (Florida lancelet) is the source of this 528-nucleotide messenger RNA. RefSeq names its product zinc finger protein 525-like. The coding region runs from base 1 to 528 and encodes 175 amino acids. Gene Ontology annotation, cellular component: nucleus. NCBI's taxonomy places the organism in Eukaryota, Metazoa, Chordata, Leptocardii, Amphioxiformes, Branchiostomatidae. The record is from RefSeq and is a predicted model, not a curated record. Gene Ontology annotation, molecular function: DNA-binding transcription factor activity, RNA polymerase II-specific; RNA polymerase II transcription regulatory region sequence-specific DNA binding. The transcript has 2 exons. Gene Ontology annotation, biological process: regulation of transcription by RNA polymerase II.